UUUAUUUUUAUUUCCACCGCACUUCGUCGUCUCAUCGCACGUUCUUGUUAUGUCGCACUUCUUCUUCUCCCUCUAACAAUGGCGGGGGAGGAAAUGAGGCCACGAGCACUAAACUAAACCCCGCUCCCUUUGCACACACUUCACCACUCGUCUCGAAGCGUUUCGAUAAAACAAAGAUUGUGUGUUUUUUGUAUCUGUGUAUCGACCUUGACGCACGAAUUAAUAGGUUAUGUAAAAAAAAAGAGGCGUCAAGUGCGCAGAUAGAUGAGUGAGGGAGAUUCAAACAUGGAUGCCGGGGAAAGGGGGCGGGGCCUACGAGCGCAGGAGCUUUGAUCAGACAUGGCGGCGUUUCUUUACCCCGUUUUAAACGUGAUUGAUACGUGUGUUCAUGGGGGCGACUUUAGAGGUGAUGGUAGCGUUGUAAAAAAUACUUUAAUCCACUAAACACGGUCCGUGUCGUCCAUGUUUCAUUCCCCCUCCUCUGAAUACUCUGCUCACGGAAGGCGGGAGAAACGGUCCGUAGUCGCUGCGCGACUCGACCAGAUGAACAUCAAUCAAUCAAACUGUGACAGUUAACGUCAACCGAGAGCCGCCUCUUCGAUACAACCGAAAGCCGCCUCUUCGAUACAACCGAGAGCGUAGCUCAGUGUGAACUUAAGGUUUCACGGUGUUUUAAAAACAGGGAAUUUUAACGGUUUAAUCGAUGUGUUUUUGUUGCUUUUAUUGUUGUUUUAGUAGAGAAAGGACAGUUGCAGAGGCUGACGGGAGUUAAGAGGGGGAAAGGGGGCGUGGUCUGUCUUGUUUUUUUUUAAUCCAUUGUUCCACUCCAACGCGCUGAGGAGAACACCUCUGUGGAGCCGUCAGCCAAUCAGCUGCCGCCGUCCUCCCGCCUUAGCUCCGCCCACCAGCCUAUAUUAAAGGCUCGGCCGUCAGCAGCGCUGGCCACUGGCACAAUAUAACACUGAUUGAUCCACCAAAAACACACCGAGGAGAGGAUUUACUUUCUUCAACCCUUUCAUUUUCAAGCCGUCCUUUAUUUUAUUGAACUAAAAACAAACAAACAAACAAUGGCAGACACAAAAGUUGACUCCGGCUCGGACCUCACUGCCAAGGAACUGAAAGAGAAGAAGCUGGUGGAGGAGAAGGAGAACGGCAAAGAUACCGCCACCAACGGGAAGGAGACUGAGAACGGGGAGCCCGAGGUAGAUGAUGAUGAAGAUGAUGAGGAAGUGGACGAGGAGGACGAGGAAGAUGAUGUAGAAGGUGAGGAGGAAGACGACGAUGACGAUGAUGAGAUCGAGGGCGGCACAAAACGGGCAGCUGAGGAUGACGAGGACGACGAAGAGGACGACGUCGAAACCAAGAAGCAGAAAACCGAUGAUGAUGAUUGAUGCGUUUCCCCCCUGACCCCCCCCAUCCUGCUGAACUACUUUCUGGUUCUCCACCUGUGAAGGUUUUCAUGUGUCCCGGGUGGAGGAGCUGGAGGACUGAUUUAAAAGGAGAAAAAAAAAAAAUAAUAAUAAUUAAAAAAAAUGUAAGAAAAUCCAACAUGGUCGUUAGUAGAGUUCAACAAACACUCGAUCUCCCUCAAAACAGCAAAAACUAAUUUUCUAGAGGAACACGUCGACGCAGAAAUCCGGCUUUUCUUCAACAACAACAACAACAAAGGAGAAUCUGUUUGUAUUUUUAUUUACAUUUUAUAUUUUUGUACAUAUUGUUAGGAGGGGUCCGUUUCUCUCUCGGCAGCGAUCUCGUCAGACCAAAUCGGUGCUUCUUUAAUGAGAGAUUUUACUUGGUUGACCAUGUUAACGAUAUCUCGACAGAAACUAGCAAAUCAAACAAAACACAGUUUUCAAACAAAAGAAACAUGAAAGUAAAAAGCUGUUAAAGCCGUUGAACUCAGAGCAUUCCAGUAAGUUUAAUGUAUGUACGUUAGCUGUACCAUAACUAGUUUGUUUGUAUGGGAGGGCCAAAGAAAAGAGCCUCUUUUCUCUUUGCUUUUUCUUUUCUUCUUUCUUUCACGACAGCCUGUUUUCAUGUAUGUGCGAAGUUUGAUGUUUGACAAUAAACCAGACUUUUAUUUUGUGAGUUGUA
Anarrhichthys ocellatus (wolf-eel) is the source of this 2094-nucleotide messenger RNA. RefSeq names its product prothymosin alpha b (gene ptmab). The transcript has 5 exons. The record is from RefSeq and is a predicted model, not a curated record. NCBI's taxonomy places the organism in Eukaryota, Metazoa, Chordata, Actinopteri, Perciformes, Anarhichadidae. Gene Ontology annotation, cellular component: nucleus. Gene Ontology annotation, biological process: positive regulation of transcription by RNA polymerase II; negative regulation of apoptotic process. Gene Ontology annotation, molecular function: histone binding. Bases 1068 to 1391 code for a protein of 107 amino acids.